Vicia faba (fava bean) is the source of this 282-nucleotide messenger RNA. The record is from the annotation of a GenBank genome assembly. NCBI's taxonomy places the organism in Eukaryota, Viridiplantae, Streptophyta, Magnoliopsida, Fabales, Fabaceae.
AUGCCAUCUGAUCCGGCUUCCUUUCUCUUCCACAGAUCCGCCUACAUCAAAAUCAGAAUCAUCUUUACUCUCUCUGAACCUAGCCUCGAAAUCAAUGUCAAGCAAGAAAGGUUUAUUCAACCCGUUUUCUUCAAACUCGGCCACAAGACAUCAACAGUCACACGGAGGGAAUCACCCACCGCCGCCGUAGAUGGGAUGAAGUCGGAGAUAAAAGCACCACCACACACGUUUCUCUUUCUUUCACUAUUCUCAGAUCUUUGGUUUUUUUCUAUAAAACAGUGA